Molecule: messenger RNA, 658 nt
Organism: Melanotaenia boesemani (Boeseman's rainbowfish)
Lineage: Eukaryota; Metazoa; Chordata; Actinopteri; Atheriniformes; Melanotaeniidae
Product: histone H2B 1/2
Exons: 2
Coding region: 19-393 (124 amino acids)
Cellular component (GO): nucleosome
Molecular function (GO): protein heterodimerization activity; DNA binding; structural constituent of chromatin
Source: RefSeq, a predicted model, not a curated record
UAACCAGCACUCACUACGAUGCCUGAACCCGCAAAGUCUGCGCCCAAAAAGGGCUCCAAGAAAGCCGUCACCAAGACGGCAGGAAAAGGAGGAAAGAAGAAGAGAAAGACCAGGAAGGAGAGCUACGCCAUCUACGUGUACAAGGUUCUCAAGCAGGUCCAUCCCGACACCGGAAUCUCUUCUAAGGCCAUGAGCAUCAUGAACUCCUUCGUCAACGACAUCUUCGAGCGUAUCGCCGCCGAGGCGUCUCGUCUGGCCCACUACAACAAGCGCUCCACCAUCACCUCCAGGGAGAUCCAGACCGCCGUCCGCCUCCUGCUGCCCGGUGAGCUGGCCAAGCACGCCGUGUCAGAGGGAACCAAGGCUGUCACUAAGUACACGAGCUCCAAGUAAACUUUAGUUUACCGACAACAAAGGCCCUUUUCAGGGCCACCCACUUUUAACUUGGGAGCAGAUGAAAUGCUUUGUUUACUGUGUAUGCAGUAACAAAUUUAUGCUGGAGAAGCAUGGUUUUGUCCAGCAGAUGGCCUGCGCUGGGUAUUUCUCUUGAACCGUCAAGCCACCUCCUGUAACUAGUAGUGGGUGACUGAUAUGUAAUGUCAAUGUGAUAAAACAACUGAAUGUAUUUGUAGUGACGUGUAAUAACUCAAAUUCAUAU